This is a messenger RNA of Ilex paraguariensis (yerba mate), 972 nucleotides long. Lineage: Eukaryota; Viridiplantae; Streptophyta; Magnoliopsida; Aquifoliales; Aquifoliaceae. The record is from the annotation of a GenBank genome assembly.
AUGGAGACAAAGGAGAAGAGGAAGAGGGGUGUUUUUGGUGGUUCUAUAUGGGAGGUCUCGAUGAAGGAGAAGGGAGGUAGAGGCCAGAGCAAGGGUUUAGCCAUGGGUGUUGUCAACGAGGCGAUGGAUGGCUCAAAGGAGUCGACCCAGGCGUUGGGCAAUGUUAGUGGGCUGCUAGGUAGUGCCAGCGCUCCAGGCGACUCCUUGAGUAUGGUAGGUGACCGCGGUGUGGGUUUGCGCAAUGUGGUUCACACUUCCAGGGGCUUUGCCGACAGCGAUAGAGCUUCCAUGGGUUGGGGCAGCCCUGAUCUAGUUGCUGUGGCCUCGGUUGUGACCCGGGCUAGCGAUGCCAAUGAAAGGAUGGGUGGCACCAGCUCUAUGGGCGACGCUCCCUGCAACAAAGAGAGCCAUGCUAUUGAUCGUGUCGAAGAGGCUGGACUAGGUGAAAAGGAGGAUGCCAAGCUUGGAGCGUUGGGAGGCGGUGCCACUGUAUUGGGCGACGUCAAUGGACCUGUGAGAGGCGGCAUCAGUGGGCCUGUGGGAGGCGGCACCAAAUGGCUUGUGAGAGGCAACGCCAUUGGAGCUGGGGCUAACGCCUUGUGCGAGAUCAGUAGGGAGGAGGACAGUGGCACCUCAGUCGUAGGAGGUACAGAUGACGCUUCGAGGCGAGGAAUCGAUAGAGAUGGUGCCCAUGGUGGGUGGCAGUCAGUUGGUGACGCUAGUGGUCCUCUGGGUUGCCCUAGGCAUUCGAUGGGCAUGAGUGAUCGUAGCCUAGGCAGAGUUCGUGUUGCUUCUAGGGAUUUAGGCGAUGCCAAAGUGAUUGGGGAGGCUAGCAGUCCCGAUGGCGUAGGCGAAGGCUUGGGCGACGCCGGUGGAGGCUCGGGCGUGCUUGUUCUUCAAAUGGGUAAGAUGUUCUUCAAAUUUUUUUUCUCGAACGCGUUGCCUGCUAACCCCCAAGAGGCUUGUCCAUAA